Messenger RNA from Corapipo altera (White-ruffed manakin), 1521 nucleotides. RefSeq names its product zinc finger protein 474 (gene ZNF475). The coding region runs from base 560 to 1324 and encodes 254 amino acids. The record is from RefSeq and is a predicted model, not a curated record. Lineage: Eukaryota; Metazoa; Chordata; Aves; Passeriformes; Pipridae. The transcript is spliced from 5 exons.
AACGGCACGGGCGCGGUUCCGGGGUGCGGGGGCAAACUGAGCCAAAGCAUAACAUCAGAGAAGCCCGGGUCUUGGGGACAUGAGGGAAUUUUGACCCGCCCUUUGGAGCGAAGGAUCAUGUAAGAACAAAAGACAAACGGAACACACACAGAAACCCCCCUUCUCUACUGAAACAGCUAUUAGGUGUAGCGUUCCAGCUUUGAAGUCCCUAAUAUAUGUUGGCUCAUGAAAAUGGAUUAAGAAGAUGUAGAAUCAUUUUGAAUAACAGACUUUCCCAAGACCUUUAUGUGCAGGAGAGCACAUACAUUUCCCAAAAUGGUAUACCCUUCAUGGAAACAAAUACCAGGAAAAAGAAUGUGAACAAAACUUGUAGUGCUCUGUCAGGUCCUGGAGAAGCCCCUAGUAGUAUCUCUAGUACCUUGCCCUCAGAGCAUCAUCUGGCACCAUCUAACGUGCAGAUCCUCCCAGAAAUUUUCCCAAAGUAGUACAUCUAGAAGCUGGACCCCAGUAAAGGUGACCAGGCACUGGAUUAGCAUCAACACUGUCAGAUUUUUCAAACAUGUCUCAAACGCCCUUCCCACCAAGGAGACCUGGCUUGAAGGUAUGCUAUAUCUGUGGCAGAGAAUUUGGAUCACAGUCUAUUUCUAUACAUGAAUCCCAGUGCCUAAAGAAGUGGCAUAUUGAAAACAAUCAACUACCAAAGCACCUUAGAAGACCAGAGCCCAGGAAACCUGAGGUCCUUCCUGGUGGUUCCUAUACACUUACAGAUGAAAAUGAGGCGGCUUAUCAGAGUGCUCAAGCUCAGCUCGUGCCCUGUGGAAACUGUGGCAGAACCUUUUUUCCUGAGCGUCUUCCUGUGCAUGAAAGGUGUUGCAGAGGAGGUAGCAGCGCUCAUAAAUCCGGUAAAGGACCAAGAUCUGGAGCUGGCUCAGAAAGAUAUGAUCAAUCUGAGAACCAUCAAGGAAUGAGUGGGGCUGCAUCAACUGCACAGGCAAAAGUGAUAAAACGACCACCAACAGUGAUUUGUUACAUAUGUGGUCGUGAGUAUGGAACAAAAUCUAUUAGUAUUCAUGAACCACAAUGCCUGAAAAAAUGGCACCAGGAGAAUGACAACCUACCCAAGCACUUGAGAAGGCCAGAACCUAAAAAGCCUGAAGUCAGAAUUGUGCAAGCCAAAGGUUUCUAUGAUCUUGAUUCUUUAAAUGAGGCAGCCUGGAGCAGCGCCCAGACCCAGCUAGUUCCAUGUGAUAUUUGUGGGCGUACUUUUCUUCCAGACAGACUGAUCGUCCACCAGAGGUCCUGUAAACCAAAACCUGCAAAGUGAAGUGGAUGUAACACACAUACAUACAAAUACACGCCUGCUAACACACGAACACACAUGUUUAUCCCAAGCUCAAUAAAAUGUGUGUGUGUCUGUGUGUGUGUGUGUGUGUGUGUGUGUGAAGGCACACACAUGCACCCAUACCUUUCAGACAAACCAUCAGAGAAAUAAAAUUCAGCUGAGAGGCACGGCCAUCAAAA